Messenger RNA from Neolamprologus brichardi, 1484 nucleotides. RefSeq names its product mitochondrial ribosomal protein L19 (gene mrpl19). Gene Ontology annotation, cellular component: ribosome; mitochondrial large ribosomal subunit. Gene Ontology annotation, molecular function: structural constituent of ribosome. The record is from RefSeq and is a predicted model, not a curated record. Gene Ontology annotation, biological process: translation. Lineage: Eukaryota; Metazoa; Chordata; Actinopteri; Cichliformes; Cichlidae.
GUGUAUUGCAAAACAAAUAACAAAACCACAACCUGAAAGGUCUGGAGAGCCCACGGUGAGAUCGCAGAGGACGGUCAGACACGUUAUUCCCAAGAGGAGCGUAAAACUGACGGCUGAGAGAGUCCCAUCUGAGAAGAACAUCCUUGAAGCCUCGCGUUUUUAAAUUGUCUCCGAAUCAUUAGAAAGUCCAGCAGCAUCAGCAGCAGCGGAAACAUCGAGGUUCAGACUGCGAGAUGAAUUCAGGAGAUGUGCGCGUCCAUGUCUCUAGCCUUCUCCUCAGCCUCCCACCACACCGCUGUGAGACUGAGACUGGGAUUACUCAAGACUGGAGCCGUACACAGCUCUCUGACUACACUUCCAACUGCGUGUUGUGGAGGAUGGCCACCACCUGCGGGAUCGACGCUCCCCUGCAUGGGUUUCUGUCUACAUCUCCGUGUCUUCGUGCUGCUGGGAAUGACAGCGAAUCGCCGAAAUUCGUCCCUCCAUCGAAACCUGUCAUUGUAGACAAGACACAGACUGUGGCAUCUCUCCGAAAGUUCUUGAGCCCAGAGUUUAUCCCUCCUAGACAGAGAAUAGAUCCUUUAAAGUUUUCUAUUGAGAGGAAAGACAUGAUUCGCAGAAGAAAAGUGCUCAACAUUCCUGAAUUUUAUGUUGGGAGUAUUCUAGCUGUGAUUAUGGCUGAUCCAAAUGCCAGUGGGAAAAGCAACCGCUUCGUUGGCAUCUGCAUCCAGAGAGGAGGAAAAGGGCUGGGGGCCACAUUUGUACUGAGGAACAUCAUUAAUAACCAAGGUGUGGAGAUCUGCUAUGAGCUGUACAGCCCUCGUAUUCAGAAGAUUGAGGUGCUGAAGCUGGAGAAAAGACUAGACGAUAAUCUGAUGUACCUGAGAGACGCUCUGCCCGAGUACAGCACUGUGGACCCCGAAAUGAAGCCAGUGCCUUUCUCACCUACUGGAGAGGUGACUGUCAACAAGAUCAAGGUAAGGAUGCGUCCAAAGCCAUGGUCUAAACGCUGGGAACGGCCCAAGUUCAACAUCCAGGGCAUCCGCUUCGACCUCUCCCUGACCCCAGAACAGAUGGAGCAUGCCCAGAAGUGGGCACAGCCGUGGCUGGAGUAUGACAUGCUAAAAGAGUACGACACAUCCAAACUGGAGGAGCAAAUCAUCAAAGAAGUCCAGCAGGAGAUGAGCAAGUGAAACAAACAACUUUUUUUUCUUAUUACCAUCAGUGCAGACAUUUCAAAAUUGGAAGAUAAGGCGGUCAUGGAUGUGGAACGAAUCAAGUCUUAUUCCAAGCAGUUUACAACAGCCACACCUCUUUAUCUGACAAGAAGUGAAUAUGGAUAUUGAUGUUCUAUUUGUAAAAGCAUUGUCUUCUUCAUGUCUGCGUAUCAGUCUGCUGAGGAGUUCUUCCAGUGUCACUGAUUUUAGCUGGGACAUUCACAGUAUGCGAUGAAGUGUCGUCUGUAAUAAAGCUAAUUAAUCCUG